AUGCGAUUCACGGGGUUUGGGAGCGUUAGAAAAACCCUAACCUGGCACCCUCACCACAGCGCACCCCACCCCCUUUCACCCCUUCAGUGGAACAAUUUCAGAAACGAGAAAUUAGAGAGAGAGAGAUGCAGGAAGAAGAGAAGCCCGCCAGCUGCCACCACGUCGCCAUUACUGAGCUACAGCGCCGCCGUCCAGCCUCAUCCCGCCGUGUUACCAUGGUCACCGUUGCUGUUGCAAGGAAAGGGGAGAGGGCCGAAGCUGCACGUCCGAGGGAGAAGGGUGGAUGCUGUUCGCCGUGCCGCCUCCCUGGAGCUCGCCGUCGAGCUGCUUCGCAGCGUCGUCCUGUCCAUAGAGCCAGAGCUCGCGUCGCCGUCGUUCAUUCGCGUUCUGCCGCCGCCGCUUCAAGGGUCUGUCAUCGCUGCUGACGUCGCCGAAAGGAGGAGAGCGACCACCACGAGGAGCUGUGUUCCACGCCGUUGUCGCCAUCGAUCCACGGCCACCACCGCGAGGGUUCCGCCGCCGUCGUUCCAAUGCUGCCGUUCAUGCCCUCUGUUCCCUUCGUCGUUCUGUCUAGCAUCACCAGCACUGAAGUCAGCUUCUACCACCGUCAAGCUUUGUUGGAGCUGGUGUUGUUUUUGGAGGUUUGGAGUGGAGCCUUGCCCAGUUCUGUCUUUGCUCAUGGUUCUCGCAGCUGCCGGAGCCUCCGCCGCCAUCAAAGCUGCGUGGAUUCGUAAUAUUGGGUUUACCGCAUUUAAAUUCUUCAAUUACGACUAAUUGAGAUCGGAGAGGAGAGGAGGCGUUUAACCUUGUCGUUGUUGGUGCCAUGGAAAUAGGUGCUGGAAACUGCUAAUGGAGCAUCUGCGUUUAGUGAAUUUUUGACGGUUUUGGCUAGUCGAGGUAGGGGAUUUAAUGUUUUUAAUUUAGAAUGCCUACAAAUUUAUUGGAUAAGUGCAAAUGGUUAACAAAGGUUAAGAAUUUCUUAAUUAACAUGAAUGACUUGAAAUGCAUGUGGAAUUAGUUGGUUGUUGUGAUUAUUCUGAGCUGUGAUUGAAUUUAGAUGCUGUUGUGAAUAAUGAUUAAUUUAGUAUAGUUUAUUAAAUUAAAAUAUGCCGAGUUAAUUAUUGAAAAGCUGUGGUAUGGAUAACUGAUGAAUUGAGUUUUGAUUAUUGCUGUGAAUGUAAUUAGUUUUGUUGUUAUGAGAGACUAAUUGAUAGAAAUAAGCUUGGUUUGAGGUUGUGAAAUUUGGAAUAAGUUUGAUGAUGUUUUAGUGCUUCAAUUAGAUU
Arachis ipaensis is the source of this 1283-nucleotide messenger RNA. The record is from RefSeq and is a predicted model, not a curated record. Lineage: Eukaryota; Viridiplantae; Streptophyta; Magnoliopsida; Fabales; Fabaceae.